Messenger RNA from Cataglyphis hispanica, 2960 nucleotides. It is a transcript of the gene Plekhm1, whose product is annotated as protein associated with UVRAG as autophagy enhancer. The coding region runs from base 353 to 2524 and encodes 723 amino acids. The transcript is spliced from 4 exons. The record is from RefSeq and is a predicted model, not a curated record. NCBI's taxonomy places the organism in Eukaryota, Metazoa, Arthropoda, Insecta, Hymenoptera, Formicidae.
GUCACGUACUAAUUUCAAGGAAUAGACGGUGUCCCAGAAAUGAGGAUGACGGAAAGACGGAGACGAGAUCGCCUGAUGCGUAGUUGGCGGACAGUGACAGCAGUGAACAGCUGGCCGAUAGCGCGAUGAGCGUUUCAAGUAUCGCCGCGACGUCCGCAUGCCUCGAGCGUAACUGGAGCAAUAUAUCCGAGGACAGCUAGACGCGUAGUCGUGACACCACGAGGACAUCUCCGGAGGCUUAGUUCGACCCCCGGGUGAUCCUCUGCCUCUCACGACGCGAAGAUGCUCCAGCGACGUCAUCGUCGUAGAAGACGUAUUUUCGCUGUGACGUACCGUAUCGAUAGCGUGCAGGAUGAACUCGCUGCUGAAAACCGUCAAUUCCAUAGCGGGCAACAAGAGGAACCUGCUGGUCAGGGAUUCUCUGCAAAAGCAGCUCAACACGAGCGUCAUGGAGAUGCAGAGUGCGCCGAGGAUAUCCGACGACGACGACGUUGUCGGCAACUGCGACGAGACCAUGACCCUGUGCUCCGUACUCGAGGCCAUCUUCCUGCAUGGCUUGAAGGACACUCUGUUGAAUCGAGUAACGGAGGCUCUCAGCGGUCCCGACUUCGACGCUAUGCCACAGCCAAGCUUCUGGGGUCCGCUGCUCGUGUUUUCCCAUCGUCAGAUCAUAGACCAGAUACAAGCGUUAAGCCAAGUUACUACAGAGGUCGGGUAUUGUCGGGCUUGGAUACGAUUGGCGCUGAACGAAGGUCUAUUAGCUAGCUAUUUUUGCUCCAUAAGAAGGGACAAUUCGGCUUUGAAGCCGUACUACAAUCGUUCAGCCUACAUGAGGGAUGUAGACUUUGUUGAGGUUGCGCAAAGAUUGAUAGAAAGCUUGGAUUAUGUGCGGUUCGAGUUGGCUUGCAAUAGUAGCCUCUUAAACUUUUGGUCCAGUACCCCUUUGCUGCUAGCUGGUAUUUGGUCACCGCCGAUGAAGUCUUGUCCCGUAUUUAGUGCAGUAGAUAUAGCGAAAACUAUAACCACCGAAUUGACCGACAACUUUGAUGAAGUAGAAACUGCAAGUUCUAUUGGUAGCUCAAUUGGAAUUGGGUCGUUCACUUCUUCGCAAUCAAUGUUUAAUAAUGUAGCAUGCAUCAGUGAAGACGAAGCGCUGAAAAUCAUUUUAGCUAACAAAAAAACCGAUAAUAUCGUCCAACAUUUGCAAAACAAUCCUGUGAAUACUGUAGCAGACAGAAUGCAGGAAAGCGGUGUGACUCAACAGUUAGACAGUAACUCUGCAGAUACUGUGAUAAAAAACCAAAUGACAGAUAAAAAAGAGGUCAAGGAAGUACAACAGAUGCCAAAUGGUAACACAGAAAGAGAGGAUACAGAUAAUAUUACUGCUGAUACGGAAGAUCCAGCUUUAAAUACUUUGAGAGGCAGCGAUAUCAUUAAUGACACAACCGCGGCCACUGUAGGAAAUUCAUUAAUAGGAAAAUUAGGAUGGUCGACGUCAUUUGAAGAUUGCCAAUCUUCCUUAACUUCGUCUGUGAUAUCUCAAGGAUCUGCAAAGGAUGCGCCUCGUACACCCGGCGAUGGUCCUACAUACGAUGCGCUUAUCCAAAGUUACCAGACUGCUGGAACUAGUACAGUGCCAGAUCUGCAAGAAUUCUUUAAAGAAUAUCCAAAAAGGGAGGAGACUAUUGUGGAGGAAGGAAACAAAGUUCAACCUGAACCAAAGGUUGCGAUAAAUUUUGAAGAACAACUAGGAAAUAUCUCGAGGGAAAAAGGUUUAGAUGUUCAAAAUUACAAUUGUUUUGAUUGUGGUGAGGCAAUUGGCAUGACCUUUUCCAAAGCGCAUGUGUGCUGGUAUUCGGGCAAUUACUACUGUUCAAAAUGCAUGGCAGAGGGGCAGUAUAUCAUACCAUCGCGUAUGAUUCAUAAUUGGGAUUUAAAACAGUAUCCUAUUAGUCGAAAAGCCGCUUCGUAUUUAACAGACAAACCGGCCCUGUUGGAUCUAAAGAUCCUAAACCCAAAAAUUUACAUGGCUGUAGACACUAUGGCUCAAUUGCAAUCCUUGCGUAUUCAAUUGAAUUUAUUGAGAGCCUAUCUAUUCACGUGUCGCGAACCCAUCAUCGAAUCCUUGCAAAAGAAGGUCGCUCCUAGAGACUAUUUGUACGAGCACGUUCAUCAAUAUUCAGUUUUAGACCUUCUUGACAUACCCAAUGGAAUUCUGGCGCAACAACUUCAAAAAGUUGUUGAGUUUGCGAGAAAUCAUGUAAUUAAUUGUUGGCUUUGUAGUCAGAAAGGUUUUAUAUGCGAAGUCUGUAAUAAUACAAAAGUUAUUUAUCCCUUCGAUAUGGAAUCCACAUUUCGAUGCGGAUCGUGUAAUGCCGUAUUUCAUGCGGACUGUUUAAACGCAAGUAAACCGUGUCCAAAGUGCGAACGCAGACGUAAACGGAUGGAUAUGCCUCUUUUAGAUAUGGGAUGUACAGAUCUACCACAUAAUAGUGUAUCCUCAUCCCCGAUUGACAUGAAUUAAUGUACAUUAUUUAAUAUGUCUAUAAUGACAAUGUUUUAUCAUCCUCUUAACGCGUUUAAGCAGUAUUGUUUGUCUAAUUUGCAUUCCAAAAAAUUAAUUUCGCUAUAUUUCGCGUAAUUACUCAUAACUUUAAUCUUGAAUCUACAAAUCUCAAUUUUUUCGUGUAAAUAAUUAUAUCUAUAUUAUAUAUUGUGCAUAAAAAUGUAUAGAAAUAUAAUAUCUUUCUAUAUUUUUUGUCAGUUCUCCGAAUAUUUUGUUACAAACUUAUACUCUAAAAAAAAGAUAUUUGUACCUUACUGUAUCUUACGAGACUGGCAGCUUACUACGCAUAGACAAAAAAAUAUUAUAUCUUUAUACAACUAUAUAUAUAUAUAUAUAGACGUUCAUUAUAAUUCUAUGUACAAAAAUAGCAAAAUAUAUGAAAUCAUUUACUUGU